AAAAAAAAAAAAAACCUCCCAGGUGUUCAUUGAGUGAAGGCUAGAGUUGCAAGUAAAAAAAUUAGUCAACGACUUGUAAAAUUGUGGGAGAGAGUUUUUAAUCCGAAAUUGAUCGAGCAAUUUCCCCAAUUCUUGUUUCGCAGACCGGUAGUUUUAUCUACUCCCUCUCCACUCCAGUCUUAUCGACCGCCUCCUCGAGCUUCUGUUACCACAUUGUCUCUGCCGGAUAUCAUUGAUGAGAAUUUCCUCCUAUUAGAGUUUUAUCCAGUGACGUUGGUUUCUGAUCCUCUUCCUACAGAAGAGUGAAGACAUAUGCUUGUUUUAGUUUGAAGUAUUUAUCUAAGUUAUUGUGGAGGGUCCAGUAUGGCAGAUGUCAGCCCUAGGACUGAUACUUCGACUGAUGCUGACACCGAAGAUAAGAAUUUGAGGUUUCAGAAUGCUCUCUCGCAUGGUACGAUAGCUUCUGAUGGCAGCGAUAAGUCGAGGGAUCAAAAGACGCUUCGCAGACUCGCUCAAAACCGUGAAGCUGCGAGAAAAAGCCGUUUGAGAAAAAAAGUUUAUGUCCAACAGUUAGAAAGCAGCAGAAUGAAGCUGACACAACUUGAGCAGGAACUCCAACGAGCUAGACAGCAGGGCAUAUUUAUUUCAAGCUCAGGAGAGCAAGCUCAGUCUAUGGGUGGAAAUGGUGCUUUGGCCUUUGAUGUUGAAUAUGCACGAUGGCUGGAGGAACAUAACCGCCGGGUUAAUGAGCUAAGAGGUGCAGUCAAUUCACAUGCGGGCGAUGGUGAACUUCGCAUUAUUGUGGACGGCAUCUUGGCACACUAUGAUGACAUUUUCAGGAUAAAAGGGGAUGCUGCAAAGGCUGACGUCUUCCAUAUUUUAUCAGGCAUGUGGAAAACACCUGCAGAGAGGUGCUUCCUCUGGCUUGGUGGUUUUCGUUCAUCUGAACUUCUUAAGCUUCUUAUAAAUCAGUUAGAGCCAUUGACUGAGCAGCAGUUAGUGUCAAUAAACAACUUGCAACAGUCUUCUCAACAGGCUGAAGACGCCUUAUCACAGGGAAUGGAAGCGUUGCAGCAGUCUCUGGCUGAAACACUGGCUGCUUCUCUUGGCCCUUCUACUUCGACAGCAAAUGUUGGCAACUACAUGGGUCAAAUGGCAAUGGCUAUGGGGAAGUUGGGAACUCUUGAAGGUUUCAUUCGUCAGGCUGACAAUUUGCGGCAACAGACUUUGCAACGAAUGCAUAGUAUAUUGACAACCCGGCAAUCAGCUCGCGCUCUACUUGCUAUCAACGACUACUUCUCUCGGCUUCGAGCACUUAGCUCUCUUUGGCUUGCCCGUCCCCGUGAGUAACUUCUCGAUCUUGCCCGGUUCUCAAUGAUGUAUUCUACAAAUGCAACUUGGUUUGUUUGUUUAUGAUACUUUGGAGGCAGCCAGGAGUCAUCAGACGGUUUCAGUGCAGUGUUCUUGCCCAUCAUCAUCAUUACUGCAGCUUCAUCUCAUGUUGUAUAAUUUUCCAUUUUCAGUUAGUUGAAGACUUGAAGUAAUUGAUCACAACCAAUGUUAAUGUAUUUAGAAAAAGGGAAAGAUGGUUAGAUCUAUACAUAUAAUUAAUCCCCAUAGUUCAAGUGAGAUUAUAGAUUAGAACAUUGUGUUUGCCUUCAAGAUAACUUCGUGUGAGCACUGUGUAUUUUGAUGGAAAGCUCCACUGUUCUGAAGUGGUGAGAAUGAUUUUUCAAAAUUCGAUCAAAGUGGUCGACCAUUGACUUAGACAACAUUGCUAUUUUCCACAAAUUCUAGUGAGUUAUAGGGUGUCGGUCAAAGGACGUGUCUAUUGUCACACUACACUUCUUAUUUAACCAUAUUACCUGAUAAUUGAAAUGAA
Olea europaea var. sylvestris is the source of this 1882-nucleotide messenger RNA. Its product is annotated as transcription factor TGA2.2-like. The record is from RefSeq and is a predicted model, not a curated record. Gene Ontology annotation, molecular function: DNA-binding transcription factor activity; sequence-specific DNA binding. Lineage: Eukaryota; Viridiplantae; Streptophyta; Magnoliopsida; Lamiales; Oleaceae. Bases 364 to 1350 code for a protein of 328 amino acids. Gene Ontology annotation, biological process: DNA-templated transcription; regulation of DNA-templated transcription. The transcript is spliced from 10 exons.